AUUAUCUCAUCCCUUCCCUUUCCUUCCCACACGCUCAUAAUUACGAGCCAAUUUUUCAUUUUUUUUCUGAAUUCGUUCCCGCGAGCGAGUCUUUGCAAUGAGAUUAGGGUUUUCUUGGAACGAUCAGAGGCGGUGAUGCUUCGUGGACCUUUUGAUUUUUUACCUAUUAGGAGUGAGAUUGGUUGAUUGAAUACCUAGGGUUUCGGUUUUGAAAUAUGUCCGGGAAUUCGAGGGACCGAAUCACCAUUACUCUUGGCCGCAGUGGCCAGGUAGUAAAGAGGGCUGGUCAAGUAUCGGAUGUUUCGUAUGCUGAUUCUCUGCCUGCAGCUGGGACUAAGCGGUCUGUCAGAGAUAGAAUAGGAAGUAAUGUACAUAGUUCCUUAUCAAAUGGAAGCGAACUCUACAACAAACGCCAACGUGGAGAUAUCAGUAUGCGAAGUUUGGGUGCUAAUGGUUCAAAUGAUGUACGCAUUGGUAGAGAUGACCUCCGAUUUAAACUCAUGCAAAAGAAUGCAUCUAGAAGAGUUCACGAUGAUGAUGAUCAGAAGCGUGUUGACCUACGUGAGAAGUUGUCAAAGACCAUUCGGCCCCGGUUAACUACUCUUGAUUCAAGGCAGCGCUUUGUGGAACCCAAAGACACAGGCUUCUUGGGGCGAAUUCCUUCUACAAGAAGUCCAGAUGAUUUGCCUCGGAUGGAUUCAAUGAGAGCUUCUUAUUCUACAUGGACUUUGGAUCAUUUAAGACGAAGAUCACCUGAUAGAGCUCUAGGUAUAGGUACCUCUAGGGGUCUCUCCCCACCUAGGAAUGUGGAAGAACUGCAUGGAAGGCCAUUGAACAGGACAACUGACGACAUAAGGUCAGUUCAACAUAUGAGGAAAGAUGUUUUUGAUACUUCACGACCCAUGAGUACUACCCCUUUCAUAGCAAAACCUGCAAUACCUCCUGUACCUGCGAAGCCAGUGCCGCCUCCUCUUGGACAACUUCCUCCACUGAAUGGCAUUGGACAAAAUAUUUCAUAUGCGGGUGAUGAACAGAAAACUAUUGAUGGCUUGUUACAGUCUCUGGGUUUGGGAAAAUAUGCAAUUAUUUUCAAAGCUGAGGAAGUGGAUAUCACUGCAUUGAAGCAGAUGGGGGAAACUGACCUCAAAGAACUUGGAAUACCUAUGGGGCCAAGAAAAAAGAUUCUUCUUGCUCUUUUGCCUCGAUCCAAACGACAACCAUGACAGUUUCACUUUUGAAGCAAAGUUAAUUGUAGUCCUGUUCGUUUUUGUGAUGGGGAGCAACCAUCGGGAAUAUUUUACAUGACAUGAAUAGUGCGUGCAACUCAAAUUCGGUUUGAAAGUGGCCCAUGAAUCAGUUCACUUUUUUCCCAUUUGGAGAAUGAAUCAGGUAAUACACACCCCCCCCACCCCACACCCCCGGCAGCGCAUUCAUAUAUCAACCGGAAAUCAUUGAGUAGAAGACUGGUGAGGCCAUGCAUAGUCCGGUAAGGUGUAGAAACAAGUGUCAUCCACUUGGUUGAUUAAACAUAUUAUAUCAUAUGGUUGGGCUGUGAUGGUUGCAAAUCCGCGUGAGUGUAAGGCUGUUCCAGUAUUAAUUGAUCUUGAUUAAUAUGUUGGUAGUAUCUUGUGAUUUUCCAGCUCAGGGCAUUACUCUUAUCCCCAGAUGUUUUAGAGGGGAAACUUGAUAUGUAGCAAGCACAAGGCAUUGGAGGAACUGUCAGACAAUCAAUUAAAAACCUUACAAGUUAGUGGACCUGAUGGCUGAUUCGAAAAUGAACUAAAUUAGAUACUAAAUUUACAAUGCCAACUACCAAUUGGGUACACGUUUUAUAUGGAACUUGUAGUUAUUAUUGUGCUUAAGGAAUACGUUUUAUAUAAUCAAGUAGUGGGAUAGGGUUUUGGAGUGGUAGGGAUCUGUCUAUUUUGCGUCAAACUUGUAACAUUCUUAAGCAUUAGUCAAUUUUCAAUACCAGACUAAA
Molecule: messenger RNA, 1981 nt
Organism: Juglans regia (Persian walnut)
Lineage: Eukaryota; Viridiplantae; Streptophyta; Magnoliopsida; Fagales; Juglandaceae
Exons: 7
Coding region: 216-1223 (335 amino acids)
Molecular function (GO): protein binding; ATP binding
Source: RefSeq, a predicted model, not a curated record